Penaeus vannamei (Pacific white shrimp) is the source of this 3183-nucleotide messenger RNA. The record is from RefSeq and is a predicted model, not a curated record. NCBI's taxonomy places the organism in Eukaryota, Metazoa, Arthropoda, Malacostraca, Decapoda, Penaeidae.
AUGACUUUUGAUGUAAAUGAGUUUGUUCAGUCACCAUCAGUGGAAAUACUGAAUGAGUUGCGUAAAUGUGAUUUGUUAAAAGUCGCAGAAUAUUUCAAAAUUAGCGUGAGAGUUGGUUUGAGAAAGAAUGAAAUCAGGAAUGAAAUAAUCAAGUAUAUGGUUGAAAGAGAUAUGCUCGAUAUGUCUGCUUUAACUCAUGUUGAGGAUACAGGGAAUGCGUGGCAUGAACAUGCACAUAUGAUUAGACUGAAAGAACUUGAGCUUGAGAAUGAAUUUCGAAUGAGAGAGUUAGAAAUUCAGAGAGAACUUAAACUGAAAGAGCUGGAAAUGAGGGCUUUAAGUUCGGGAUGGCCUAAGGAAUAUUGGACGGUGCUCUUUCAGUCUGUCUUAGUAGGAAAAGCUCAGGAUAUAUACAUGUGCAUGCCAGUUGAUGAGUGCGGCGACUACGAGAAAGUUAAAAGCGCUAUAUUAAAAGGAUACGAGUUAGUACCUGAGGCCUACAGAUUGAAAUUCCGUAGUUUGCGUAAGACUGAAUGUCAGAAUUAUCUUGAAUUUGCAAGGGAAAAAGCUGAUUUAUUUAUACGUUGGUGUGAAAGUGAGAGAAUCUUUAAGGACUAUGAUAAAUUAUGUCAACUAUUGCUUGUGGAAGAAUUUAAGAAAUGUGUGCCUGAAAGAAUUAGAAUUUAUUUGAAUGAAAACAGAGUGAAUGAUUUAGACAGAACAGCUCGUAUGGCAGAAGAUUUUUCUCUUAUACAUAAGCCAACUAGUAUCGAAGGACAGAGGAAAGAUAACUUUACAAAGGGUAAUAUGUCACCACAAUCGUCUCCACCGACAGGUAAUAUAAAUGAAUAUAAAAAGGGCACGGCCAGCCCUGGCCAGAGUUCCAAUGGUAAUAAGAGAAGACCCAUUAGGUGUUUUAAUUGUAAUCUUUUGGGGCAUACUAAGAGUAAUUGUUGGUUUCUUAAAGAGAGACGCUCCAAGGAUGUUCCAACAGCUCUUGCCAGUGUUAGGGAUUCAGAUGAUAUAAACCUUAAUAAUAAUGUCCACAGUAUAGGGAAAGUAAGAGCAGAAUUCCGACCCUUUUGUUCAAAGGGGACGGUAUCCAUGGUCGGUGAAGAAGGUAGCGAGAAGCCUGUGAUUGUAUUCAGAGAUACAGGUUCUUUAAUGUCUUUAAUGUUAGAAGGUAUGCUACCUCUAUCAAAGGAAUCCUCGGUUGGCGCUAAUGCUAUAUUAGCUGGAAUCGAGUGUGGACAAAUGAGUGUUCCUCUUCACCGUGUUCAUUUAAAAUGUGACUAUAUUGACAUGGAUAUUAUAGUCGGAGUAGUGUCUAAGUUUCCUCUUGAAGGGGUUUCAUUUAUUCUCGCAAAUGACCUGGCAAAAGAAAAGGUGUUUUGUGGCAUAAAUAAUCCUAUUGUUCUGAGUGCCCCAGAUCUGGACUGCAGCAGUGUGCAACUGGAUGAGUCGGAGAUGUACCCGGCAUGUGCGGUUACCAGAGCAAUGAGGAGAGUGGUGGAAAUGAGUCGUGAGGACGAGAAGAGACAAGGUAGUGUGACCACUGUGAGUGAAAACCAGAUUGAAAAACUACAGGUAUGUGACGAUGUGGAGGAAGACUUUAGUAAGGAUUUAAACUCGUUGUUUUGCCAUGAAUCUGAUAACAGUGAGGUUGCGGACGAGCUGAGUACUUGCUCCGUAGAGAGGAAGAAUUUAAUAGAUCAGCAAAAAGUGGAUGCGGAAUUACGUAAGAUUGCUGAGUCAGCUCUGAUAGAUACCGAAAUAUCGGAUGUUCCCACGGGUUAUUAUAAGAAGGAUGGCAUUCUAAUGAGGAAAUGGAGACCUUCACAUGUGUCUGCUGGGGACGAUUGGCUCACGGUGCAUCAGAUUGUCAUACCGCGAUCCUAUAGGAGACAGAUACUGAGUUUAGCUCACGACUCGCCAAUGGCAGGACAUCUUGGUAUUAAUAAAACUUGUAAUAGGAUACAGAAAUAUUUUUACUGGCCGGGUAUGAGGAAAGACGUAGCACUUUACUGUAAGACGUGUCAUAACUGUCAGGUGGUCGGCAAACCGAAUCAGAAAAUCACUGCCGCCCCGCUGUACCCGAUACCCGCGAUGUCUGAGCCAUUUAGCAAAGUUAUUGUAGACUGUGUGGGUCCUCUUCCGAAGACCAAGGCUGGUAAUGCAUAUCUCUUGACGAUAAUGUGCCAGACGACUCGCUAUCCUGAAGCGAUUCCUUUAAGGAAAAUAAGUACUUCUGCAAUUGUGAAGGCUUUAACUAAAUUUUUCACCACGUAUGGGUUACCUCAGUUUGUUCAGACAGAUCAGGGCAGUAAUUUCUUAUCUGGGGUCUUUCAACAAACAAUGAAACUCUUAGGGAUUCAACAUCAGAUUUCAAGUGCCUAUCAUCCCGAAUCCCAAGGCGCAGUAGAAAGGUUUCACCAAACUCUUAAGAAUAUCAGAACUUACUGCUAUGACACAGAAAAAGAGUGGGAUGAAGGUAUAUCCGUGUUACUGUUUGCGGUCAGAGAGUGUGUUCAGGAGUCUUUAGGAUUUAGUCCAUUCGAACUAGUCUUCGGCCACGAAGUCCGAGGUCCCCUCAGGCUUUUGAGAGAAAAGUGGUUGAGUAGUGAGGGUGACUCAAACAUUUUAAAGUACGUGAUGGAUUUUCGAUGUAGACUAACUAAAGCUUGUGAACUGGCAAGAGCAAAUCUAAGUGAGGCCCAGAGACGCAUGAAGUCGUGGUACGAUAAGAAUACUAGACCUCGAUCUUUCUCCUCAGGGGAUAAAGUGCUGGUCUUCUUACCUGUGCCUGGCCCAUCGCUAAAAGCACGGUACUUUGGUCCUUAUGUCGUAGAGAGAAAGAUUAGUAACUUAAACUAUGUUGUACAAACUCCUGGUAGACGUAAGAAGUCGCGAUUGUGUCACAUUAAUCAGAUGAGACCAUAUUUUGAACGUAAUGAUUUUCCUAUGAGUGAAAAUAAGGGUGAAAGUGCAGAAAUUCUGGUGACUCAAAUUAUAGACACUGUGAAAGCAUGUAAUGGGAAGGAUGAUGAUUCUCUAGAUAGUGUGCCUCACUCUAAAUUGUGUAACUCAGAAAUUUUGAAUGACUUAACAUGUAAGAUUAAACAUUUAUCAGAACCUCUGCAAGAUGUUUUAGUCUGCUGCAUGAGUACUCCAUUUGUUCUCUGA